Lingula anatina is the source of this 1809-nucleotide messenger RNA. RefSeq lists its product as uncharacterized. The record is from RefSeq and is a predicted model, not a curated record. NCBI's taxonomy places the organism in Eukaryota, Metazoa, Brachiopoda, Lingulata, Lingulida, Lingulidae.
AUGGAUGAUGGAUUUGAGAUGCUAUUGGCUCUGUUGGUCGUAAACCUUGGCGGUCUCGCUCUUGCAGAGAAGAGGGCAGUAACCACCCCAACCGUGUGUGAGGAGAAGCUGAAAACACUGACGCAGAAAGUAGAUAUCUUACUGCGUCAGCUUCAGCUCCAGCAGAUGUUCAUAGCGGAACGCACACGAACAGACGGGGGAUCAGGGAUAAAACAGACGAGAUGGACUUCCAUUGGAACAAGACCAUAUCAUACAUCAAGUCACAGCAUGAGUUGGGUGGCAGGAGGUUUUUAUGCAGGCAGUCAUACAAGGAACUAUAAUAUCGGCACGACCGGCACAAGUGCAGUGAUAAAUGGAGUUGAGUUUCGCAUACAUUCCCAAGGAAUGGCAUUGUACAGGCCUGGUCAAACUUUCAAAAGUCCACGCCGAAGACUGCCACUACCGGCAGUGCCCCCACAGGUCUUGGCCAAAAAGACUAUACCAGAACAGGUCACCGAGAUGAAAGAAUGGUUCAAAGCUUGGAGGGACCAGAACUACAAAGUGCGGGAUUACAGGAAGUACUUCAAACCUGUUCUUUGCUACCUUGAAGGCAAAUGGUUGAAAAGUCAAGGAGACGACAAACUGCCUUUCACACAGUCAUUUUUGUCCAAUGAGGAACGCGCGCGGUACCAAGCCUACAGCGGAGCCAUUCCAUUGGAGAGACAUUCCUUCAAACCGACGUCCAUCGUCGACUUCGAGAACGGUAAACCCGUGUUUGCUACGUGGGACUACAGAGUUUUGUGUCACCCGGUGAAUCAAGACAUCCCCACAAGCACCUUCCGCGUUGUUGAUGACUUGAGUAUACGGACCCCAAGGAAAUGGACUCUGGAUCAACUCUCACGUACUACUUUAGCCAAGUUCCAACUUAACCCACUGAAUCGCCCAUGGAAAGCCAAUUCAGAGUAUGACGACUCCGAUUAUGAAUUCCUCGAUCAGCUGAUGUCUCAGGUCCCAGGUCCAAAUAACUACGACGGAAAGUUGUAUGAUGACUCGUUCUCCAAACCCACACACCCGUUUACCGCUACCAACAACAAGGCAGCAAAGCUGAAUACCGCCUUUUACCACAGGUGGUCUAAGGUUUCACAGACCGGAACCGGAAGUCUAAAAGCUCGCCACAGAGGAUUCUCUGACAACACGGUUUUCAUGGCACAAACAUCACAGCCAUCGGUGGCAGGGAUGAAGGCUGAAGACUGCAACUUUGUUGGAGGGAAAAAAGUAUGUAAAAGUUAUGAACAGCGCUGGUCGUACGCCAUUCCGCUCUUCGUGGCCUACCUUAACCCACUGGCUAAUUGGAAUCCAUAUGGACUGACUAUGCAAACGAAUGGAAUCGUGUACGGCAAAGGGCGAACAGGCGGGUUUACAAACUCCACAGCCUACAACGGGAUCAGCGAAAACGUUUACUAUAGCACACCUAGUGAAUUUUUCGGGAGUCCUAAGAACGGCGAUGCAAAACCAAAGGGCGUCCUCGAUCCAAAGGGAGUUAUCCGCAGCGUUAGCAAAGGCGGAUUUCGACUAAUAUUGCCGAACAUUCCCGGAGUAGGCACUCUCCGUCAGACCUAUCCCAUCUUCCCCAUUCAUGGAGAGGGCAGCACUGCAUGGAAGGAAUACGAGGCUCUGGCUGACCUCGUUUUGAAGAGGAAAACACAUGCAAAUAUAUUUGUUGAACCCUCGCAGUUUUAAUUGUGAAUUCACAAGAUUACUAAGAUUUAAUAUAAGUGCCAUGUUUUGUAUAUUGCGCGAAAUUUCAGAUUUAAAAUAAAAUAAAACUUG